UGUUGAAAUUAUCAGUAAUCAGAUGGUAUAAGAGCGCCGAGAAAAAUGUUCUACCAGCACUCUCGGCUCAGCAACAUCAUGUUUCGUGCCGUGUUACUAGCUGUCUGCGUGUCCCUGGCCUGGUCGGACACGCCGGCCAACUGCCUGUACGAGGACAUCCGCGGCACAUGGACCUUCCAGGAGACGGAGCGGUCGGGCGACAGCAGCCUCAGCUGCGACGAACUCGGCCCCGUCGUCCACACCAAGACCUUCACCCUCAGCUUCCCCGACACCGCCAUGGAUGAGCUCGGGAACGAAGGCACCUGGACCAUGAUCUGGAACCAAGGUUUUGAGGUUAACAUCAACGAAAGGUCGUACUUCGCCUUCUCCUACUACGAGGGUGACUUUAUCUCGUCUACCUCCUACUGCGACCGCACCUUUAACGGCUGGUCACGUGACAAGACCGUCAGGAACUGGUCUUGCUUCAGCGCCCAGAAGAACACGAAGGUGCGACGGCCCCCUGUGUGCAAUCUCUAUUCGUCCUUUGUUUACUUCAUCAUAUGACCAGUAUUUAUUAUA
This is a messenger RNA of Penaeus indicus, 558 nucleotides long. RefSeq names its product dipeptidyl peptidase 1-like. The transcript has 3 exons. Bases 46 to 543 code for a protein of 165 amino acids. Lineage: Eukaryota; Metazoa; Arthropoda; Malacostraca; Decapoda; Penaeidae. The record is from RefSeq and is a predicted model, not a curated record.